CCGCAAAUCACUUAAACGCCUCUUUAAGCUUUUCCACUUCCGGCCGGGGGCUCACCGGACCGCUCGCUCGCCUAAUUUUCAAAGCUGACUUUUUACUCUGUGCUAAUUUUAAGUAUUCCGUUUGAUCUCAAUUGUAAUCGCUCCUUUUUCAGUUCCUUAGAGUUAGAAUUUUGAGAAAUUUUGGGUGGCCUACGCGUGUGGUUUAGACGAAUAGCUUCGUGUCCUGCGUUCAAGUCUCUGUGAGCAGGAGGGUUUUUCCAAAGUGUUUUCAAGACGGUUUUUGGUUCGGUCUGUUCAUGCAGUAAAGGAUUUUUGAUCAUAUGAGCUCCACAAGGCGUGAAUAAUGAUAAGCCUGGUUCGGACGUUUUUUUAUUGUUCAUUUUACAUCACAUUAUGUUCGGCUGUCCCAUCUAGAAGCAGACAUCGAGUGGAAAGAGCACUAUACGGAAAUCUGAGACGGAACUUCAAUUGCGACUCGGAGGGCUUCCACUCGGAUCCAGAUGAUUGUACGACGUUCUACCGUUGCAUAGACUGGAGCAAGACCGACGAAAAUGCUCCCAGGAGCCGAUUCACCUCAUUCCAGUUCCAGUGUGGCCCCGGCACGGUUUUCGAACCGGAGAACGAGAGUUGCGUCCACCCACAAUUAUCCUCCCGGGACGAGUGUCGACAGUUACCCCCGCCAAUCGAAGCCGAGCCGGAGCCCGACAACUGGGGAAGUCAGUCCGAACCCCAGGGACCACCCCAGUCCCAGUACGGUGCUCCAUCGAACAACGACUACUACGGAAACCCGUCGAACCAGCAGGGAUCCUCGAACUACGGUCCCUCGAACUACGGAGAAGUCCCUUCGUCCCCAGGAUCAGAGCCGAGCAACAAUGUUGAUAAUUUAGAGGAAGGCGCAGCGCCGGAACCGCCCAUGCCCGUCCUCAACCUGCCGAAAUGCGAAUCUGAGGGGUUCUUCCCUAUCGAGGGCGAUUGCUCGCAUUUUUACCGAUGCGUCAAGAACGGCGAAAGCGAUAGGUACGACCAGUACGCCUUCACUUGUGGUGAGGGCACCGUCUUUGAUCCUGAAAACAACGUGUGUAACUACCCCUCAGCAGUUGGCAGAUCGGAUUGUAAAUCCUCGGGAAGUGAAUGGAAUAACAGUCCGGACAACUCUGGCUCGCAGCAACCUGAAGCGCCGUACGCGCCCCCUGGUGGCUAUAACAAUGGACAUGCCUCUCCUCCUCAGGCUCCUCCAUCUGAGAACAUCCCACCAUUUGAAGAUACUGACGAACGUCCGAUUGAGUUCCCUGGCUCGAACCAACCACCACCACCAAAUAAUGCAAAUCGACCACCACCAGCGGCUUACCCAAGUAGACCCUCGGAAACAUCAUCUGGAGGCCAGCCAGGAUAUCCGCCGCAAAAUAGACCGACACCAUCGUCUCCUGCACCUCCUCCACCGAGCACGCCCGCACCUGCAGCGUAUCCCAGUAGGCCUAGUUCAGAGGGCGGUUCUAAUUACGGACCUCCAUCACCAAGUAGCUCCCCUCCACGUCCAUCAAGCACCACCCCACGACCGUCCUACCCCAAUCAACCAAACCCGGUCAGCGGAGGUGGCUACCAACCCCCAGCACGUCCACCGCCGUCGUCUUCGCAAGUCAAACCAGGGAACACAACCAAGCAGUGCAAGGAAGAGGGCUUCCUCCCCGUCGAGGGAAACUGCACGAGAUUCAUAAGAUGUGUACCAAGAGGGAGCGGGUUCGCCGAGUAUGAUUUCGAAUGCGGGGAGGGAACCGUCUGGGACACCGAGCAAAACACUUGCAACUUCCCCGGAAGCGUGCAGCGGCCGGAUUGUGGACUGACGACUCCGUAUCGCCCUCCGACUUCAACCGAACCGUACAAUAGCUCAUCGGUCACCUAUCCCGACAAAGAGUCGAAACCAAGCCAGGGUGGAUCUUACUACUCGACGACAUCUACAACGAAAAAACCGACGACCAAACCGACGACAAAAGCUACAACGACUGCCAAACCGGCGUAUCCAACUAGACCAAGUGGUGGUGGUGGUGGCUCUGGUUACGGACCUCCCGCUGUGACUUCUCCCGAGAGACCAAAAACCACAACCACAACUACGACCACAUCACGGCCUACUUAUCCAUCCAAUCAAAAUCCCAAUGCAGGAGGUGGAUAUGGACCUGUCUCAACAACGACUACAACUCGCUCGCCAAGUACAACAACGAAACCAGUGUACACAACGAGCUCCAGUUACAAACCUCCGACAACAACGACCCAAAAACCAAGUACCACAGCACGCCCAGCUUAUCCGACGCAACCGUCGAACUCAAACGGGGCGAAUCCCAGUUACGGAUCUGCAGCUCCAUCUGAACCAAACAGCGCUUCCAGCACUUGCACGAGCGAAGGUUUCUUCCCGGUACCCGAGGACUGCAGUAAGUUCAUUAGAUGCGUUAGUAACGGUGAAGGAUUUACAAAGUACGAGUUUGAUUGUGGCCCUGGCACUGUGUGGGACCCCGUAAACAGCGUUUGUAACCAUCCAUCGGCGGUCGAGAACUGCGGGCAAAUGCCUGUCGAGACAAACCCACAGCCUGAAACUCCUAACAAUUCGACCACAACGUCAUCAACCACUCCCGCACAACAACCAUAUCCAGAUAGGUAUCCGACAAGACCAGCAGGUUCAACUGGUGCUCCGGCUUACGGUCAGACCAGUCCCACGCAGCAAUCAUACCCAGACAAGUAUCCGACCAGACCAGCCGGAUCAACUAGUGCUCCAUCAUAUGGUCAAACCACCGGUCGCCCUCAGGGAACAACCACCAAGCCACCCCAGACAACCACCAAAUACACUAAAACAACAACCGCGAAACCAUACCCGACGGAGCCUUCAACCAGCCCGAAACCUGUGAACGGUUCAACCACUCCUAAACCAUGCAACGACACAACGAAAGCCCCGGGUCCAAUCAAGUGCGAGAAGGCUGGAUUCUUCCCUCACCCCACUGACUGCAAGAAAUUCUACAGGUGUGUGGACUGGGAUGGCGAUAAAGGAGAAAGAUUCUCAGUAUUCUUUUUUGAUUGUCCCAAUGGAACCAUAUUUGAUCCGGCGCUAGACACUUGCAAUUAUGAAGCCUCCGUAUACCCACCCAGAGAUUGCAAUCAAGGAAAUCAGACAACAGAGGAGGGGACAACCAAAAAACCGUAUCAGCCAACAACUCAACAACCGACUUCUGAGUAUACUAAUGGCACUACAGGAUAUUCGACCGAGUCCACUACAACGCGAGAGCCGUAUACCACAAGAGAAUCAAGCACGUAUUACAGCACGAGUGAGGGAACGACAGAAAGCUCUACGGAAUAUAGUUCAACGAAAGCAACCGAGUAUUCAACUGUCAGCAGUACCCCGUACGAUGAACAGACUGAGCCUACCUCUGAAUCUAGCAGUUACAGCUCAACCUCUACAGAGAGUGUGACUGAGUCUAGCACGUACAGUUCAACGUAUCCGGAUUACGGAUCCUCCAGCACGUACAACCCAACAUCCCCCACCGAGUCAAGCACGUAUUCUUCCACCGGAUACACCACGGAUAUUUAUACCACUGAAAGAACUACCGAGUACGGAAGCACGACUGAAACAAGCACAGAGCGUGUCAACCAAACGUGUCCUGAUCUGAAAGAAAAUCAGUUCGCGAUCGCGUGUCCCUCUGGAUUCAGGAGGCAUCCUAAAAGUUGCGGGAUGUUCUACCAGUGCACCAUUGCUGAGAGCUCUGAAAUCAAAGUUGUAGUCUUCUCCUGCCCCGAGGGCACGAUCUUCGACGACGCCAAAGUCCAGUGUUUGGAAAUCGAUCAAACAGAUGAAUGCUCCGGUGAUAGUGGAUCUCGGCUCUUGAAAGCAGUAACAGACGGCUCAUUACCUCCGAUUCAAAUAACAUCGAAAAAAGAGUUGUGCCCGACUGAAGGUAACCACCCGUAUGAAAAUGAUUGUCAGCUCUUUUACAAAUGCAAGAAAGACAGCACCGGAUCGACUAAUGGUUAUCUCUACCAGUGUCCUGAAGGAUACUCGUACUGGGAUGUGUCGAAGAGGUGCGAGAAAACCACAAAAAUGCCUAGCUGUGAUCGAGGUAACGCGUUGAUGAAGAACGAUUGGAGGCCAACACUCGCUCCGUUGGAAACUGGAAACAUUGGCUCCUGAUCCAGAUCCAAAUAGGCCAAAACUAUCCUACUAAGUCUUCCUUGAUGCUCAAAUGGCCCUUUUGGGACUUGUCAGAACUCUAGAGAAGUGGGUUCCCACAAAUGUCUUCCCCACCGCAAUAUUUUCUGUGGAAUGGAAUCUCUUUUUUAAAGUUCUACAAUAAGCUGCAAUAUGCUUGCGAGACCCGAAGGGGGUCUCCAGGCGCGAGAGGAUGUCUCUUGUCUUCCGUUUAAUUUAUUUCGUACCUAUCGAUGGUGCCAACUAUUUGUAAAUAUCUUAUGAUUAUAUUUAUUUUUUUUUCUGCCGACCGUUCAAAAAAGUUACUUCUUUCAUGCAUU
Bemisia tabaci is the source of this 4506-nucleotide messenger RNA. RefSeq lists its product as uncharacterized. Lineage: Eukaryota; Metazoa; Arthropoda; Insecta; Hemiptera; Aleyrodidae. The record is from RefSeq and is a predicted model, not a curated record. Gene Ontology annotation, molecular function: chitin binding. Gene Ontology annotation, cellular component: extracellular region.